AUGUCCAUCGCACAGUGCAUGCCUUCCGAGCUUAUUGUACACAUUCUCAAAUACCUCACUCAUCCAACCGAUCUCUCAAGUUCAGCGCUCACAUGCAAGUCAUGGAGUCUACAUGCUCUGGAACUACUUUGGUACAAGCCCAAUUUUGUACAAGCAUCUGCGUGGGUCACUUUCUGCAACGUUCUCAGUGAGACGAGGCCGACGUUGUUUCCAUAUACACACUACAUUCGGCGCAUCAAUCUAUCGUUGCUUGCAUCUGAAGUGAAGGAUUCCCACCUUACAGCACUCAGCGUAUGCGAACGGCUUGAGCGAGUGACGUUGACCAACUGCUCCAAUUUAACCGACAAAGGGAUUAUGGAUUUCCUUGGGACCAAGCCGAGGAAGCAUUUGGUAUCAGUGGAUCUUAGCGAUGUUACCAGUGUUACGGAUGCCAGCAUCAAGAGGAUAGCCGAGACAUGUCCACAUCUUCAAGGAUUGAAUUUAAGCAUGUGCAAGGAAGGAUUGGAACCAUUUGUGGGUGUGACAGACUCGAGUGUGAUCAUGCUUGCUCAGCGAUGCACCGGUCUACGACGGAUCAAGCUAAACAACUGUGUCAAUAUCACCGAUGCAUCAGCCAUUGCCCUUGCAGAACAUUGUCCAGCUCUUCUUGAAAUCGACUUGAUGAAUUGUGCUGUCACCAACAAGGCUCUUUAUUCCAUAUUCGAGCGGAGCCAUGAGUUGCGUGAAUUUCGUCUCAAUCAAUGCGCCCUGAUUACUGAUAACGGUUUCACACAAUCGGCAUUGGCAAUGCCACCACCACGUACAUCAUCACCAGGACAUCACUAUUAUGAUCAACUUCGUAUCCUCGACUUGACAGCAAUCUAUUCCAUCACCGAUGAAGCUGUAAGGUUGAUCGUAUCCGUGGCUCCCAAAAUACGUAAUUUGGUUCUCAACAAGUGCCUCAACAUUACCGAUGAAAGUGUGCUCGCCAUUUGUCAUCUGGGUCGAUAUUUGCAUUAUCUUCAUUUGGGUCGUUGCCAUCGUUUAACCGAUUUUUCAAUUGCACAAUUGGCACGUCAUUGCACUCGUAUUCGAUAUCUCGAUCUCGCCUAUUGCGAAGAACUCACCGAUCGCUCCGUAAUUGAACUUGCUGCACUACCAAAGUUGAAGCGGAUUGGAUUAGUAAAAUGUACCAACAUCACCGAUGAGGCCAUAUUUGCAUUGACAAACCAGCCACGAAUCGCCAAUUCGCUUGAAAGAGUCCAUCUCAGCUACUGCACAAAUUUGACGAUGCCUGCCAUUAUGCAAUUGGUCAACUUUUGCGAUAAACUGACGCAUCUCAGUCUCACCCAUGUGCCUGCAUUUAUACGGCCUGAUCUACAACAAUUCCGUCGUGCACCACCCAAAGAUUUCACACCACAACAAAGAGAGGUCUUUUGUGUAUUUACUGGAAGAGGGGUACGUGAGCUACGAGAUUACUUUAACAGCAUGCCGCCAGAAGCAUUUGACGUACCAGCACCCAUGACAACUCAACAACAAGCUGCGUUACAUCAUCAUCAUCAUCACCAACACUACCACCAUCACCAACAACAACAACAACGACAACCACAAAGGCGCCUACAACAGGUCCAGGUGAUACAGCAAAACCAACAAAGAAUACUCUACGGCAGAGGCACACUCGAUACCCUAUCAAGUACUUUCCAUUCAACUAUUCCCAUUGCACCAGUAAGACCCACCGAGGCAACCAUUCCCGCUCCUGUACAACCUGGCGAUCAGCAUCAGAGACUCGCAGAUCAUGAGACGGAUGAUAUCGAUGUAUUAUGA
Molecule: messenger RNA, 1803 nt
Organism: Lichtheimia ornata
Lineage: Eukaryota; Fungi; Mucoromycota; Mucoromycetes; Mucorales; Lichtheimiaceae
Exons: 2
Coding region: 1-1803 (600 amino acids)
Biological process (GO): SCF-dependent proteasomal ubiquitin-dependent protein catabolic process
Cellular component (GO): SCF ubiquitin ligase complex
Molecular function (GO): protein binding
Source: RefSeq, a predicted model, not a curated record